AUGGUUCUCAGCAGAAAUGGAAACUUCACAGAGGACUAUGAACAGUUCACAGAGGACUAUGAACAGUUCACAGAGGACUAUGAACAGUUCACAGAGGACUAUGAACAGUUCACAGAGGACUAUGAACAGUUCACAGAGGACUAUGAACAGUUCACAGAGGACUAUGAACAGUUCACAGAGGACUAUGAACAGUUCACAGAGGACUAUGAACAGUUCACAGAGGUCUAUGAACAGUUCACAGAGGACUAUGAACAGUUCACAGAGGACUAUGAACAGUUCACAGAGGACUAUGAACAGUUCACAGAGGACUAUGAACAGCCUCUGCUGCUCCCUACAGGCCGUCUGUAUUUACACCAGGCCUCUGCUGCUCCCUACAGGCCGUCUGUAUUUACACCAGGCCUCUGCUGCUCCCUACAGGCCGUCUGUAUUUACACCAGGCCUCUGCUGCUCCCUACAGGCCGUCUGUAUUUACACCAGGCCUCUGCUGCUCCCUACAGGCCGUCUGUAUUUACACCAGGCCUCUGCUGCUCCCUACAGGCCGUCUGUAUUUACACCAGGCCUCUGCUGCUCCCUACAGGCCGUCUGUAUUUACACCAGGCCUCUGCUGCUCCCUACAGGCCGGCUGUAUUUACACCAGGCCUCUGCUGCUCCCUACAGGCCGGCUGUAUUUACACCAGGCCUCUGCUGCUCCCUACAGGCCGGCUGUAUUUACACCAGGCCUCUGCUGCUCCCUACAGGCCGUCUGUAUUUACACCAGGCCUCUGCUGCUCCCUACAGGCCGGCUGUGUUAUAGAGGCGGCUCUGUAA
Molecule: messenger RNA, 807 nt
Organism: Knipowitschia caucasica
Lineage: Eukaryota; Metazoa; Chordata; Actinopteri; Gobiiformes; Gobiidae
Source: the annotation of a GenBank genome assembly